Molecule: messenger RNA, 5350 nt
Organism: Rhincodon typus (whale shark)
Lineage: Eukaryota; Metazoa; Chordata; Chondrichthyes; Orectolobiformes; Rhincodontidae
Gene: c31h1orf174
Product: chromosome 31 C1orf174 homolog
Exons: 5
Coding region: 129-1067 (312 amino acids)
Source: RefSeq, a predicted model, not a curated record
GCGUGUGGGGCGGGGUUGAGUCUCGGAGACUGAGUUGCGCUGAAAGUUGCAAAUGUUUGUUACAAUCCUGUUUGUGGUGAGCGUGUGACUGUAACAGGUUGGGACGAUCGCGAAGAUUUUCACUGAAGAUGAAGACUAAGCAGGUUGGAGUCCGUCGAUCAGCACGUAUUAGGAACAGGGAGCUCUGUUCUACAGCUUCAAAUGUCCCCAAUCAGGAUGUUAAAGAUGACAGCUCAGUGCAGAAAACAGCCAUGCCAUCAUUUGAAGCACUGCCCAUGGUGGAUAAAGUGGUUUCCAGUACAAGUGACUAUCCCUCAAAAAAACAGAAAUGCGAAAGAGUGGAAGUGCAAACACACGAGAAAGCUGGUACCGCUGAGCAAGAUCUGGAAGAUUCUGCAGUCAUCCUUCCUCACAAGCCAUCACAUAAAUCAACAGAACAAACUGAGAAGCCAAUUAUUCAUGAGGACUGCACACAGGAGACCCCAGUACCACUGGAAAAUGAAGUACCCUCCACAACAACCAUAGAAUGGAGCAACACCGAGAAACAAAGGGAGCAUGCAGCUGAAGCUGAAGAAUUGGCGACUAAUAAUGGGUCUUCAGCAGAGAUAACGACAAAGAAAAUGUUGGAUGUCGUUGAUAAGGGCCUGUUGGAAAGCAAGGAAGACAUUGAAAAAACAGUGAAAAGUGAUAAUGAUGCAGAAAGGAGAAAUAGUAUGGAAAUUGAUCAACCACCAGGCACCUCAUUCAAAGUGGACAGCAGCAUCUUUCUGGAUGAGGACAGCAACCAGCCAAUGCCUGUUGGCAAGUUCUUCGGAAAUGUAGAGAUAAUGCAAGACCUUCCGCAGUCGGUACCACUUCUGGAUUCUGCCACCAGGCGGGAGUAUAGGAGGAGACAUUUUAUUGCCAAAGAUGAAGAAGAUGAAGAGCUAGAGGACAAGGCAGUUAAUGAGACACCAGGAGAGCCAAGAGCCAUGCCUCCUUCAGAAACUGAGGUGCCUGUGGGAACUGAAAUGAAAGUAAAUACUGUGCAGCAAAAUACACCGGACAUGGUGGAAAAGUGUUUGUGAUGGUCUGUCAAAGCACAGAUGGAAACUGUAAACCAGUCAAUGGCAAACCAAAGAUGUCUGAUUUCAUGCCUAAUAAUAGCAAAACCUUAUUUUUGUGGCCUGGUUUGUUAUGGAAACCAACUUUGGUAAUUACUCAGCUAAUAUACUUUCUGUGGUUGCACAACAUGAAUCUGUGGUAUUUAGUAAUCAAAAUUUUGGCUUAAAAUUAUUUCAGCUGUGCUCUGUGAUUUUAUGCUAUAUCUUACUGUUUAUGAUAUUCUUUUACUUAAGUUUGCACUCAAAGUAAAAUAGCCCUGACAUUUAUAUCUAGAGCUUUUAUUAGAGCAAAAAUCCAAAUUAAGGACCUUUAAGUUACACCAACUACUUAAAGUUAGAAAUGAAAGUAAAUGUUGGAAUACUUUUGGCAUUUGUGCAGAGCCUUUGCCAGUGUGAGUAUGAAUCGAUGGUUAGAGUGCUCUGCUGCAGAAAAUCAUAACUGCAAAUUUACAACUAAGACAGAGUCUUACAUCGGUUUUGUGGAUUUUGUACAUAUUCAUUUUCGAGAAUAAUUAUUGAUGUUUAAUGUCACAUUUUAAAUCAUGAUAUGGUUUGGAAAAUCAUGUCUUAUCCAAUUCCAUUGGGUGUACUAAAAUGACUUAUCCAUCCAUUCUCAUCUGAGAAUGUUUUGCAUAUUUGAAAUAAUGUUUUCACGGAAAUUAGUUUGCAGUUCUUAUAUAUGAUUCUUUUUCUUCAGGUUAGUGAUAUGAGUAUUUGGUACCUUUUGUAAAUUCAGGGAAAUGUGUGAUGCCAAGUGAAUGAAGUGAAAUUGCAAUUUUUUUUGUUCAACAUCAAACAAUAAUUACGAAGUAUUGAAAUAAGAUAAAUUACAGCAAAAAUAAACAUAAGAAUCCGUGACCGGUCUUCACUGUAUUAGAAACCUAACAUAAGGAAUGAAUUGAACACUUCAGUUUUUUGAUUGAUGCAGUAGAUAUUUGCUAACAAGUAAUAGGGAUGAUGGAUGGCAUUUUUCAGAACAUUCAUUAAUCUUGGAAAAGAAGCCUACAACUCCAUUUUCAGUACAUAUACUUCAUUCUAAUUACAUCUUUUAGUUUUCCUUUGUGUUUAUCGUUUAUGAUAAUAUUCAUUGAAGGUUACAUUUUGUAAAGUUAAAGCCCUUUAUUGAAUCCUAUUGAAUUUUCUGUAUCUUAACCAGCAUUUCUAUCCUGUUACCACGUAGAAAAUUAUUCAACUCAUUACCACUUAAUUUAAUCAAAUGGAAGUGCUUUUGCAUGGUUACCCUGUGUCAACCAUCAGUUUCCUGCUAAUGUCGCUUGAAAUUAUUCAGUAAGAAAUGUUCUGUAAGCUUUGGUUCUUUCUCCCUCUAGGCAUUGUGACUGGUCUUCACUCAGCCCUCUGUCCUUGAAGUACAAUUAAUGAUGUUGGCAGCACCCUUUCAGAGAAAUAAUGCCUCUCUGCCAUCCAUGGAUUCAUGCCCUAAGCCACAUUUAUUUGACCAGUUUAUGAAGUCCCAGCAACAGUUAAACUGUGAAACUUCGUGUUAAAUAAUUUAAUUCAAUCAUAUAUUCAAGCUGGCUGUAAAGCCUUCAUAAAUUGCAAAAUGAAAACCCAGAGAGCUUUGAGCAUGUAGUUAGCAGUUGGUGAAGAAUUGUGAACAAUAUUUUCCUCAAGAUGAGACAGAGCUCUGAAUAUAAAACAUUUUUUUUACUGUUCAUAAGGUACAAGAGGGAAGUUAGCUGACUUAUUGGAAAGUUAACAUUCAAUUGAUGUGGUUAUGUAGUUCAAUUCAAAAAUAGUUAAUCUUUCAAUAAACCAACAAAAUCAAUUAUGCUACCUAACUAUAUGGUGUGCAUUCAACAAAAUAAACUUUUAAUUGUGUUUCUUAAUUAAUUUAAGAGUAGGGUUGGACAUUUGCAUUCUAAGGCCACUGUGGUUUGUAGUGUUGCUUUUGAUUCAUAUUAAACAUUGGUCGGUUAGUCUACAUUUCAAACUGAACAGGAACUCUGAUUGUCAAAAUCAUAUUGGUCAUGGGUGAGUAUAUUGAAUGACAGAUGGGAGGUAUUUGAAGACAAGUUGGGUAAAUAAAUGUGUUCAAAGGAGGUAGCCAGAGGAAAUCCAUUAGAUUGGUCAGAAGAGGAGUAGACAGGAAAUUAUGAAAUGCUUAUUGCAGGUGAUAGACUCAGUGAAGGAACGAGCACAAAUAUCGAAAAGUGAUGGUUGAUAUUCCAUUCAACAUGACUGUUAUGUGAUUCUCGUGGGGUUCAUGUUCAUGACCAAAGUGAUAAGUUUAUGUCUUUGUUUAGAAAUUUGUUCCUAGAAUUAGAAUUUCUUUUGUUAAAUCUGGAGAAUGUUGGUCUCCAUAAUCAGAAUAUAUUCUUUACCCUUCUAUUGUUGGUGUUAUGUCUUUAACAACAAAUUGGCUGUUUUUUUUAAUUAGAAAUGAUAGACAAAAUUUAGAGGGGUUAGUUUUCACCUGAAAUAAAUCAUUAUUACUCUACUAGUUUGUCAGCUUAUUUGUUCCCUAUCCAUGUUCCUUUAUUGUCCUUUCUUCUAUUUCCUUGAACUGCAUUAUGGGUUUCUCCCAAUGUAUAGGGCUAGUCAUGCUAUCAUCAGGGCAUAAAGAUAGGUACAGGCCAUGGCAAUUAGUCUGUUAAUCCUUCCAGUAAUUCAUAAUAUUCUCCAAGGGAAGACCGUGAAAGUGCUCUAAAAGGAAAUGUUAUUAUUUCAGUCUGUAACUGAAAACCGUUCCAAUUCCCACAAACCCAUCCCUCCUCUUCUCUCCCCCACUCCAUCAGCAUUGAACCCACUACUCUGUGGUCUCUCCAAUGGACACCUUCCACCUGCCACUGAUUUGAGAUCAAGUUUUCAUCAUUCUUCGUAAAGAGGUAAACAUAUAGUGGUUAGCACUAUUGCCUGACAGCACCAGGGACCCAGUUUCGAUUCCAGCAUUGGGUGACCAUGUGGAGUUUGCACAUUAUCCCUGUGUCUACUUGGCUUUCCACCAGGUGCUCCAGUUUCCUCUCACAGUCCAGAGAUGUACAGGUUAGGUGGAUUGGCCAUGCUAAAUUGCACUAUGUUGUGCAGGCUGCGUGGAGUAGCCACAGUAAAUGUGGGUUUACCAGGAGGGUUGAUGCAGAUAUGAUGGGCUGAAUGGCCUCUAUCUGCCAUGCAGGAUUCUAUGAUUCUGAAAAGAAAAAUACUUGCAUUUCUGUAGCAUCCUUCAUGACCUAGACGUGUCUGAAAGCACACGACAGCAAAUGAAGUACAUUCAGAGGUGUAGUCACUGUAGUAAUUUAGGAAACAUGGCUGCCAAUUUGUAUGCAGCAAACUCCCACAGCCAAAAAUGUGAUAAUGACCAGAUAAUCUGUUUUAAUGAUAUUGCUUGAGGGAUAAAUAUCAGCCACAACACAAGAGAAGUCUCCUACCUUUCUUCAAAUUAAUACAGUAGGAUAUUUUUUUCUUAGUAAAUAUUUGCUCAGCCAUACAUGGAGUGUCAGACUAGAUUCUCUCAAAAGGAAUAAUCCUCUGGCUCAGAAACAAGAGUACUACCACUGAACCUGGGAUAAUUGGAGAUAGCACUCCACAUGCACCAAUCCUCAUAUAUGAUUUCAUUGCCCUGUGACCCCAGCCUGACCUAAAUUGUUCAGAACUCCUGCAUCCAGCAGAAAGCAUUCUGAAAAAUUAUUUCCUUCCCUGAGCUUCUUUCUCAUUUUCUCUCCAUUACCUAAUUUUCCAUAGUGUGACUUGUGUGCUGUCUUCUAUUCGUGCGCAAUUCCACUCCAGAACUGGAACUUUGCCAAGUGGAACUGUGCAAAUACACUAGUCUGUGUCUAAUUGUAAACUGAAAUCUGAGACUGAGCAAGGGGAGUGAUCGGAGGAGUUUUCAGUAAUUUAAGCUUGUUGCACUAACUUUCUACACAAAGUAAUACUAUUUUUAUUUCCAUUUACAAAUAUAUUACUUUUGCUGAUACAUCCUCAAAAGAAUCAAGUGUUUUGUUUUAUUCAAGUGCUAGAAGUGAAGCUCAUGCCAGAGUCUAGAUAGGAAGCAUUGUUAGAGAUAUGUUGUGUUUGCAUUGCACAAAAUUCUGGACCUUCUAAAUGUGGCUAUGUAAAUUUACAAGACUGAUAUGAGAGUGAUGUUAUCAGGUCGAUGGACUGGUGCCACUGAAAACACGUGUGAAAAGCAUGGAAUGAUUAAGAAACAAAAACAAAAGACAAAAAAAAAAGCAGAUAACUGACUUUCCAAAUGAGGUGACCUUGCCACAUAACUGUCUCCCUCAAUAACA